Molecule: messenger RNA, 888 nt
Organism: Meira miltonrushii
Lineage: Eukaryota; Fungi; Basidiomycota; Exobasidiomycetes; Exobasidiales; Brachybasidiaceae
Exons: 3
Coding region: 1-888 (295 amino acids)
Source: RefSeq, a predicted model, not a curated record
AUGAAGCGAAGUCGAAGCGAGAGCACGACUGCACGCUCAUCAUCAACAAAUGAUAGCUAUGACAGCAGCAGCGAAACAGACUCUCAGUAUGACACAUCUGUUUCAAAGGCACGCUCACCAAGCCCUUCUGUGCCCAAAAAACCUGUGGUGAAGGAAACCAAUCGUGUUGCCUCGAGUGCUUCAAAGCACAGCAAGACCGCAACUCCCAGCAGUACACCUUCAAAGCGAUCAAAACCUAAAAAUUCAGAGACGAAGAUGAACAACACGAAGAGUUCGUCUGACAAAGUGGCUCAAAACAAAUCGCCCAGCACGACAAACCGAGCCAAGUCAGGAAAUCCCUCUCACAUUUCCACAACAAAAGGAAGUACGUCAGCUUCCCACUUCAACGGGGUAUUUCAAAAGAGAUCCAAUUCUGGUAACUCGUCACGCAAGAAACAUGUGGUUGAAGUGAUCGAUAUUUCUGAUUCUGAAUACUCACCAUCCGAUAGUGAGGAUGGAACAGGAAGUUCCAGCAGUUCAGAAAGCGAGAUUGAAUCUCAUCAGACAAAAGAGCCAGCUCAUAAGAAAGCAAAGAUCGAGAACAUAGAUGAGCCAAAAGCUGAGCAGGCAAUCAGGAAAAACAAAAGCGGAAUGACCAACCAUCACAAGCAUGCAUCUCGUCCCCAGAAAGCUGAAGGAAAAGAAGCAACUCGAUUUUCUCGUGAGGAAGAUGCAGCUAUCAUUGCUUACAUUGAAGAAUCUAUUCGAACAGUGGAUUUGAUGAAACAUUUGCGCAAAGUGUUUCCUGAUCAAGCACCUCGAAAUAAAUCGAGUGUACGAUACCGUCGUCUAUCCAUCCUGAAAAGGUGCAAGGACAUCAUUCUUGGUACAGACAGUGUAAAGGAAUGA